Nerophis ophidion (straightnose pipefish) is the source of this 3864-nucleotide messenger RNA. RefSeq names its product raftlin, lipid raft linker 1a (gene rftn1a). The record is from RefSeq and is a predicted model, not a curated record. The coding region runs from base 357 to 2135 and encodes 592 amino acids. Lineage: Eukaryota; Metazoa; Chordata; Actinopteri; Syngnathiformes; Syngnathidae. The transcript has 10 exons.
UUAAUGGGAGCAUGGGGUGAUGUGGUACAGUACAGUCUUCUGUAAGGGGUGAUGUUAGCAGUGUGUGAGCGGUACCUGAUGGGGGCGUGGUUGCAUGUCGCCCUCCAAGAAAACAACAUCACGGGGUGCUCGCAAAAGUCUUCCAAGUGAGUGAGCCAGGAGAGGACCGCCCUUCCUCGCAGUGCUCCGCGCCGCCGCCAAGGCAAGCAGACUUACCCGCAGGAAGCGUCUCAUCGCCCGGAUCCGCGCGUGUCUCAUCCCCUCCUGCCGCAACCUCCAGGCGGCGGUGAAGAGGAGGCUCAGACACCCGACAGACUCCACUAUCACGCCGGCUCACUGUCAAGCUCACGCUCGAUAUGGGGUGCCGGCUGCCCAAGUUGCGCAAAAGCGAAGAGACUCAAAGCCCAGGCAACAUUUACUCCACGUUGCGAAGGCCUCAGGUGGAGACCAAAGUCGGAGUGUCCUACACCUACCACUUCCUGGAUUUCCUCUUAGGAAAAGAAGAGGUUCCGGUGUCAUCGGUGCUGUGCCUCUCUUCAGUCCGAGAACUACCCGUCCAGGUGAGGGAGCUCUACGCACAGGGCUUCGUGCUGGUGGCCGUCCAUCCAUUCGUGCAUCCCUGUGGCCCCCAUCAUGCCCGCAUCCAGCGGCAGCUCCACCGGGCCGUGCUUGUCCGUGAAACGCCAAGUUGGGAGAAAAGCCAGGAGAGGAGAUGGUGGAGACAUCGACUGGAGACAGACGUGUGCGCGGCCGGGCACCAGGCGGCCGACCCGGAGGUGAUUCAGAGCUACGUCAAGAGGAUCCAGGAUGUGGCCGAGCAAGGCGUGAUGUUCGUGGGCUUCCUCCAGCAGCCAGGAGGGGCGCCCUGCUUCCUGGCCAACUGGGACCCCGACGAGCUGUCCUCCCUCCACUCCAGCCCCUCGCCCAUCCACCGACACCCCCUCAUCAGUGCCAACACCAGCCCGACAGAUCCCGCGGAGCCACACCGCGACGUCGGCCUCCCCUUUGAGCGCGUAGGGUCGGAUCAUGAAAGCGGAGAUGAAAACACACGUCGUUGCAAGGCUGAGGGAUCUAACGAGGGGUCACUUGAGUCGACACAGCAUCCGCCUCAUGGCCGCUGUGAAAGUCCGAGCUGGGUGGAGACACCGGAGAGGCGUCUGAGUGCAGGCAUGAAGAGCCAGGAGGAGGACAACUCACUAGAAGGAUCUCCACAGAAUCCUCCACGCCGCAUCAACAACCACAUGCACCUGCAAACAUCUGAAAGACAGAGGAAGGAGCCUCCCGCGCCAGCCCGACUGCAGCUGUUUGCACUCUACAACUCCACGGGGGAGCCACCCACCUCUGUGAGCUUUUACUCGCUCAGGGUGCCCCUCCGGGUGCACACGGAGGCGGGGCUUGUGACAGACGUGGACGGCGACUGGCUGGACCACAUGACGCAGCAUUUCAGCAGCGGAGCACAACUCAUCGACGGCUUCUUCCACCUCAGGGAUGAGAAGGAUCAUGGACUUUCAUCAGUCGACAGUGUCUUCAUCUUCCACAACUCCACAGAGGAGACCUCCUACGACGCCAUCGUGGUGGAGCAGUGGACUGUCGUUGACGGUGUGGCGGUGAAGGCGGACUACAUUCCGCUACUGCAGUCUUUGGCGCCAUAUGGAUGGAGGCUCAUGUGUGUGUUGCCCACGCCUAUCGUCAAGACUAACAGCGACGGCAGUUUGUCCACCAAACAGAUCCUCUUCCUUCAGAGACCCGUUUUACAGCGCAGGAGGAAAGACUUCAAGUUGCUGACCCGGCGAGGUCGCCACAGGACUAAGAAGCACGCGAGCGGCGAGAUGCUGGAGGAGGGUGAGGAUCGCUCCCUGGUCCUCGACACGCAGAUGGACACGCUGCGGCGGGCGGACGGGCUGCGGACUUGGAGCGGCGAGGAAGGGGAUGGGCACGCCGACAGGGACCGCCCCUUCCUGUCGGGCAGCCUGCCGUCCCUCGGGGGGCGGGAAGAGGAGACGGACGUUGACGGCGACCUAGCGGCCAAGAAGGCGGUGACAUGGACGGACGUGUGUCACGGAGGGGGAGGAGUAAAAGCGGACGAAAAGAUGGAGGAGCGCGUCCGACAUCAGCUCUUUUCUGGCGUCUGUUGACGUAUUGCUCCUUUUUUACCCGAGUACUGGCCUCUUCAUUAGGCACACCUGCACCAUGAAUAUUCAUAACCUCAUUAGCAUAAAACUAACCAUCCCACCAGCUCCAGUACAGCAUUUUGAAAGAUAACAAGGUUUUCACGAGAUCAGGGCCUCCCACAACUUUUCCACUACAGUGGGGCCCGGGGCCCCACCCAAAUAUUAACACUCAAUUAGUCGUCUCACAUCAUAUUCAAUCAUUCUAACUGACAUGCAGCCUUGUCAAAUGUUAUGAAAUCACAUUCAUCAAAAAGAUGAAAAGAUUAGGCUGAUUAGAAAAAUAGUCAUCAAAGACGGGACUUCAAUAACUUGACAAACAACAUACAAUAAUAUCAUAAUAUAACUAAUUAAUUUAAGGGAAUAAGCGGUUGAAAAAAGGAUGGAUGGAUGGAUGGAUAAUUUCUCAACUAAACUGUCAAUAAAAUGAACACCCAGCUUCACCACUUGAGUCAUCGUCUUAUAUGGCAGUCUUGUCAUUGCUGCCACAAGUGGUGGAAAAGUGUACUACAAGCCAGCUGAGAAGCAAUUAGAAGCAGACGAGAAUUGGUGACAUAAUUUGGAGUGCAUGAGAAAGUUUCUUUGGUGUUUUAACCAACAUUAGAAUGCAAACUGUGAUCAUAUUUAGAUCAAAUGUAAAUAAAGCAGCUGGAUGACAACAACUACACAUUUGCUUUUUAGAAUCUUCCUGUUCCGCUAGCCCUCUCCAUCCCACACGCACAUUCACAAUUUGCUAGGAAAAUGACUCACACCCACGACACUUUGAUUAGUUCCAGCUGCAAUAACACUCCCCUUUCCUCUGUAAUUACAGUUAUUGACUGGCAAGAACGGUGGCAAUAGUGGAAGUUUCCUCCAGCAAAAGCUGUGGUUUUCUGCUCUUUGCCAACGACAGGGGACUUGAACUAAUGGAACAUGAGUGCUCCGCAACUGGAGCAUUGUGACCACCAUGUAUCCCACAGGACAUCUGUAUUUGCCCCACCUAGUGGAGACCUUGUGUUACACUUAUGACACGACUGAAGGACUGAAGUCUAAAGAUUUCUGUGAGCAAAAAAAACAAAACACGAGCGGUGUGCCAAUUUGUUCGAUAUCAGCAAAAAAUCAGGUGUUUACCUGUAUGUGAUAUCAUGUGCGAUACAAGCAGUCCUGCAGCCUGUUUACUUGUGCCCUAAAGAUUUCUGUGAGCAAAAAAAACAAAACAAGAGCGGUGUGCCAAUUUCUCCGAUAUCAGCAAAAAAUCAGGUGUUUACCUGUAUGUGAUAUCAUGUGCGAUAAAAGCAGUCCAGCAGCCUGUUUACUUGUGUGUGAUAACAUGUGCGAUACAAGCAGUCCUACAGUCUUUUACUUGUGUGUGAUAUCAUGUGCGAUACAGGCAGUGCUGCAGUGUGUUUACUUGUGUGUGAUAACAUGUGCGAUACAAGCAGUCAUGCAGUGUUUACUUGUGUGUGAUAUCAUGUGCAAUACAAACAUUCCUGCAGGCUGUUUACUUCUGUGUGAUAACAUGUGCUAUACAGUACAAGCAGUCCUACAGCCUGUUUCCUUGUGUGUGAUAUCAUGUGCGAUAAAGCAGUCCUGCAGGUUAUUUACUUCCAUCCAUCCAAGCAUUUCCUACCGCUUGUCCCUUAUGGGGUCGCGGGGGGUGCUGGAGCCUAUCUCGUGGAUGAUAAAAUGUGUGAUACAAGCAGUCCUGCAGGGGGUU